Molecule: messenger RNA, 769 nt
Organism: Oldenlandia corymbosa var. corymbosa
Lineage: Eukaryota; Viridiplantae; Streptophyta; Magnoliopsida; Gentianales; Rubiaceae
Source: the annotation of a GenBank genome assembly
ACAGUCACUAAAACUUAGCUGUAUGCUCUUUUCUUUUGCAGCAUUGCUAUAGCUGCUAGCUAGACUAUAAAUACAUCAACAAAAGUAUGCAUCAGCUCCUAAAAUUUUUGCCCUAGUUGCUUCUAAGCUCAUUAUUCAGAACAUUGUCUCAAACACUUCCACACCAAUCUGAAACAGAAAAAGAAAAGGAGUAUUCUCUAAUUUUUCAAUACAAAAUGUCAAGCAGAAGGUCAAGAUCAAGGCAUUCAUCAACAGUUUCAAGGGUUAAUGAAGAUCAAAUCAAUGAGCUAGUAUCUAAUUUACAACAGCUUCUUCCUGAGCUUCGAAACCGAUGCUCAGACAAGGUUUCAGCAGCAAGGGUAUUGCAAGAGACAUGCAACUACAUCAGAAAUUUGCAUAGAGAAGUUGAUGAUCUUAGUGAGAGGCUUUCUGAAUUGCUAGCAAAUCAAGACACCACUCAAGCAGCGUUAAUUAGAAGCUUGCUUAUGCAGCAGCAGUCUUAAGUAUGAUUCAGUCAAAAUGCAAUUCGAUUUUGUUGUAAUUCCAAUUCUUUAUGCUUUGGAUUUAGUAAAGGAGAGAGAGUUGAUUAAGUCUAGUUUUUUUUUUCCCCCUUUUUCAUGAUUUUGAGGUCCGUUUUUGUGGAAAGCUAACUUUAUUUUCAGAUGUAUCUGAAGUAAAAUAGGAGGGAUCUGAAGUUAGAAAGCUUCCAUUGUCUUUUCUUUUCCUCCUCUAUAAAUUGAUGUAGCAAUUAAUAAUUGUUAUAAUUUGG